Molecule: messenger RNA, 2761 nt
Organism: Astyanax mexicanus (Mexican tetra)
Lineage: Eukaryota; Metazoa; Chordata; Actinopteri; Characiformes; Acestrorhamphidae
Gene: lrrc45
Product: leucine rich repeat containing 45
Exons: 18
Coding region: 145-2193 (682 amino acids)
Cellular component (GO): centrosome
Molecular function (GO): protein binding
Source: RefSeq, a predicted model, not a curated record
CCCCGUAGCUGCCUAAGUUCCUGGAUACAUGUCAACUGCUAGCCAGCAAAGCUGUAAACAGCGGCAACUGUUAAAACAUUAGAACCGCAGGGAUGUCGCUCAGCUUUAUAGACUCUGUAUGUGAGUGAGGGAGCUUGUCUGUUGAUGGAGGACUUCAGGCGGGCCUACAUGCAGCUCUGUAAGGAGGCUGGGGUGGAGCCCCAGGAGUCAGUCCUGGCUCAACUGCAGGGGACGCGAGCGGCAGCUGGAGGAACCAGGCUGGACCUAAGUGGUCAGAGUCUGACCGUGGAGUCUUGUGCCGUGCUGGGAAGGACGCUGCAGAAGGACACGCUGUUCACUGAGCUCGGCCUCAGUGACUGCAUGCUUAGUGAAGAAGGUGCCAAGCUUUUCCUGAGUGGGCUGUGUUCCAAUACCACAGUAAAAGUCCUGGAUCUUAAGGGGAAUAACUUAAGAGGAGCCGGAGCAGAAGCUUUGGGGAAAUUGUUGGUGAGGAAUAAGACGUUACGAAGGCUUGUUUUGGAGUGGAAUGCUCUCGGGAUGUGGGAAGAGGGGUUUUCUAUAUUCUGUGAGGGUCUCGCAUCUAACAGUUGCCUCACUCAGCUAGACCUGCGUAACAAUCAAAUCAACCAUCAGGGGGCAGCUGAGCUUGCCUUAGCUCUGAAACGAAACUCUGUCCUCCAAGAGCUUGAUCUGCGGUGGAAUAACAUUGGCCUCCUGGGAGGUCGAGCCUUGAUGGACGCUCUGCAGCAGAACCGCUCUCUCCUCCAGCUGGAGAUGGCCGGCAACAACAUCCCCAGUGACAUCCUCAGAUCCAUCGGUCAGACAAAUACAGCAGAUACAAAGCAGUCUAUGGAGCACAGCUCAGAUCGUCAGUCCACUAUGAGAGAGAGCCGCUCUAGAACCCAUGUGCUCAGCAAGGAGAUCCAGAUCUUAAAGGAGGAGAAGGGACGGCAGUUUCUAAGCCUCAUGGAGACCAUUGAUAAACAAAAGGAUGAAAUGGGGAGAAGCAGCAGAAACUCAUCCAUUCGCGUGGGCCAACUUCAGGAAGCUCUGAGCGAACGGAAAUCAACCGUGAAUGCCCUCACAGCCAAGCUGCAGAUGACGGAGGCGGCUCUAGCGAUGUCUGAGCAGAAGGUCAAUAACCUGGGAGACCUGCUGACCAGAGUGAAGCUGGAGAAGACUGAGCUUAUGGAGAGACACUCCAAAGAUAUAAAGAAACAUCAAGAGGAUAACGUCCUGCAUGAAGGAAAGCUUUUGAGGGAGGUGAACAGUCUUUCUGAGAAGAACCACCAGUUAAAGAACAAGCUAGAAGAGCGUGAGCGACGCUGCAAAUCUCAGCAAGAUCAAAUCUUUGAGCUGAAGCAAGAGCUCACAAACUCCACUGCAGAGCUGAAACUACGCUUAGCCCAGGCUGAAGAGCGCUUGGACAUGGAGAAGAGAAGAGCCAAGCAGGCUCUUGAAGACAUGGACAGUUUACGGCAGAAAGAGGUAGAUCACAUUAACAGGCAUCUGGAAGAAAGUGAGAGAGCUCUACAAGAUCGUAUUCUCAAACUGGAGGGUCAGCGGAUCCAGCUGGAGGAGGAGCUGAGCCGAGUGAAGGCCGCUAUAGUGACGGAGAGAGCACAGGCAGAGGAAGAGCUCGGGAAAGUGAGAACGCAAGUGCGGCUGGAGGAGCAGCAGCAUCUGAGCAGCAUGGAGGAAAAGCUCCGGAAUGCCCGCCAGGCCCGGGACGAGGCUCAGAGCCACUGCACCCAGCAGAAGCAGACCAUCGCUGAGCUGCAUGCACGUACAGGCCAGCAGAGCAUCGAGAUGGACGCCCUGCGCCGCAGAAUAGACGAGCAACAGCAGGAGCUGUCUGGGAAGGAGCAGGAGAAGAUGGCGGAGGUGGCGCGGGUCAGGGUGGAGCUGCAGGAGCAGAUUGGCCACCUUCAGGCUGAGAGGACGGCUCAGAGCAGCCUGAAGGAGAAGAUCGCUGCUCUGGAGAGAGAAAUGAAGGCACUUAGUACCUCCCACCGCGAGGCUCUUCUGGAUAAAGAGAGUGAGAUAUCGUCUCUGCUGGAGCGUCUGCGCAUGAAGGAGGGCGAGAUUCAGCGCAUGCGUGAAGACGAGGCACAGAGGGCCAGCUUCCUUCAGAACGCUAUCCUUACGUACGUCCAGGGCUCCACGCUGGGACACCUCAGUCCCAAAAAAUAACCCGCUGGAGACAGAGACACGGACCAAUUCAAGCUAGACUCCUACACAUGAACUAUCUCCAGUUUCCUCCAUAAAUACACCUGGGUGGUCUUAUUGUGUCUUAUGAAUUUGUACAUUGUAAAUACGAUGACAUAUCACACAGCUAUAAAGAUGAGAUAUCAUUUAGAGCAUUAUAUUGGUCCUUUCAUCGUGGAAUGUUUACAUGCUGUAAAGCAGAGCUGGUGUUUUCAAACAGUACAGUCACAGCGAUGAUAUUCUUACCGAUAUGCAUAUAUCUUUGGUAUAUCUGUGGUAUUAUGAUUUUUUUUUUCUCUUCAACAUGAAUAAAUUAUUUUAUUAAACCUCUUCACCCUAACCAGCCGAUAUCUCAGGAUAAGCCAUUUCAAGCAAGGCUUUUUUGGAACAAAUGCAACAAAUAAUAUUUAAUCCAUAUUUUGGACAAAAACUGAGAGAGAAAUAGAGAGUUUUGAAUUUUCUGUUGUUUGCUGGUAGUGAAUGAAAGACAGGUCAAGAUUUUUGCUAUUUUAUACUUGAAUAUUUCUUGUAUUGUUUUUACACAAUAAAAUGU